Molecule: messenger RNA, 1582 nt
Organism: Cyprinodon tularosa
Lineage: Eukaryota; Metazoa; Chordata; Actinopteri; Cyprinodontiformes; Cyprinodontidae
Exons: 4
Coding region: 140-790 (216 amino acids)
Biological process (GO): signal transduction; regulation of apoptotic process
Molecular function (GO): protein binding
Source: RefSeq, a predicted model, not a curated record
ACUCAUUCAAACAAAUGCUACUUUUUAGAGGCUGCAGAGGAACAAGGAGGAGGAAGUAGCGAGAAGGACGAAGUUUCUUCUCCUGUUUUCCCUCCGCUUCGAUUGCUGCUGUUGUGAAGGUUAAUGAGAUCAUUCAGUCAUGGCGGAGGAAGCUGCAGAUGUAGUUCAGCUGCUAAAACGCCACAAGGCGAAGCUGAUAAAGAUUCUCAGUUCGGAUGCAGAUUUUGUCCUGCAGUCUGCACAUUCUUGUGAUCUACCUUCUGAUAAAGGCUACGAGCGGAUUAAAUCAUGUCGCGUUCCUAGUGAAAAAGUGCGAGACCUUUUGGAUCAUGUUAUCCAAAGAGGACCUAAAGCAGCACGAGGAAUGCUGGACCUACUGCAGGAACAGGACAUGCAGGAGACUUUUCCUAUGCUUGCUUUUGUUAAAGAUCUGCAUGUCAAAACACCGUUAUCAGUUCAAGAGUCUGAAUCUGAAGAUCAAAUUCCAACUAAAAAGGUCCGCCCCAAUGGCUGUUGUAAGGUUACAGAGAAGCAGCUGAUGAAGGUGGCUAGGGGUAUUGGCAGUUCUUGGAGGGAGAUUGGCAGACUGGCUCUGGACAUCCCGUCUGUGAGGUUGGAACAGUUUGAAGAGGAGACAAGAAUCCAUGUGGAACGAGUCUUCGCCAUGCUCCGAUACUGGCGCAAUCAGAAGAGAGAAGAAGCCACUGCUGCUUACCUGCAUUCCCUCCUGAGUCAGAAUGACUUAGACGUGCCUUCUGAGAGCAUUGACUUCCUGUUGGAGAAUGACUAAUAUCUUUUUCAACAAGAGACACCAGAUAUUUUUAAUUGGAAAUGUUUUUUUACUGGAAUUAAUUGAGUUUCUCAGUACAUACUAAUAAUAAUAAUACAUAACUAUGCUAAGAUUUGACUUUCAAACAUCAGGAACCAAUUGUGCACAUUUGUUUACAAAAUUUGAGUUCUAAAAGGGAUCCUUUCUAUUUUGAAUCAAAAAAAGAAAAGGAGCUUUGAUUGUUGAUUUGAUUGUUUUGACCUUUUUUAUUAUUUACUGUUAAAAGAAACUUGGAUUUAGAGUGGAAAUAAAUUCUCCUCCUAUAUUUUUGUAUGUAUUUUUGUAACGACUUGAAAAUAAUGUACGGUAAUAAAUUUUAACUUUUGUUAAUUUUCUCAUUCUCAGAGUAUUAGUGAUCAUAAUUUAGAAUUUCUUUUUAUUUGUUUUUUUCAUAUUUAAGUUAAGUUUAAGUCUUAAGAAACAUUUUAAUAGAACUUAAUGUUGAAAAACUUAUGUUAUACUUAUCUAGUUUUGCGGAAACCCUAGACCUUAUAAUUAGUGGUGGCCUAAUUGUUGCAACCCUUUACAAAUGUAAAAUUAAUGUGUCGUAAGGAUGCUUUACUGUUUUUGGAUUAUUAAAAUGUUCAUUACCUUCUUAAAUCUUUCUAUCUGAUAACAAUUAUCUGAUCACUAUGAUCAUUGCAAGAUAAAGGCAAAUCAUUUCUUGAUCUGUUAAGGCUGUCUCACAUACCUGCUGUUGUCUAGAUGCUUGUUUAGAGGUGACACUAUUAAAAAGGCCCAUUCUUCCUUAAA